This is a messenger RNA of Vanessa atalanta (red admiral), 5934 nucleotides long. It is a transcript of the gene Ehbp1, whose product is annotated as EH domain-binding protein 1. The record is from RefSeq and is a predicted model, not a curated record. The transcript has 25 exons. Gene Ontology annotation, molecular function: protein binding. NCBI's taxonomy places the organism in Eukaryota, Metazoa, Arthropoda, Insecta, Lepidoptera, Nymphalidae. Bases 255 to 3236 code for a protein of 993 amino acids.
AGAUUCGCUUUUCGCUGUAGUGUUUGAUAAAUUCACGUAAAAAUAAAUCAUUAAUAUUUUUUUUCUUAUAUCGUGACAUCAGCUACAGUGACGUUAAAACAUCUUGGUGAUCAGUGAUUUUACUAUUUAGUUUUGAGUGUUAAAAUGACCUCUGUAGUUUGAUGACAUCUCAUCGAAAUUUCGCUUUAAGCAAGAAGAUAAUGCGCCGGCGCAGAUAAUCGCAAGUGCACAAUAAUAUCAAAUAUUAAAUAAAAAUGGCGUCGGUAUGGAAGCGGCUGCAGCGGGUCAAUAAACGCGCCGCCAAGUUCCAGUACACUGCCUCCUACCAUCGCAUUGACGUCGAACUUACGCCGAAAUGGAAGCCGAAUAAAUUAAGUAUAGUAUGGACUCGUCGAUCGAGGCGCGUGAUUACCGAGCCGCUAGAAUGGGAACCGUCUCUCAAGGAUCCUUUGAAAGGCUCAGUAAUAUUCACAGUUCCAGAGAAUCAAACGGUGGCCGUGACGUUGUUCCGUGACUCGCGCACCAACGAGCUGGAGGACAAGGACUGGACCUUCGUUCUCGAGGAUGUGUCGCCGACGGGCAAGCGGCGGCGGCUGGCGGCCAGCGCGCUGAACCUGCGGCGCCACGCGUCGCUGGCGCCGGCGCAGCGCGCGCUGCGGCUGCCGCUCGAGCCCGUGUCGCGCAAGCUGCGCGCCGCGCGCCUGCACCUCACGCUGCACUGCGUGCUGCUGCGCGAGGGACAGGCCACAGACGAGGACAUGCAGUCGCUCGCGUCGCUGCUGUCGGUCAACAACAAUUCCGAUAUCGCCGUGCUGGAAGACUUGGACGAGGACGAUUAUACUCUCUCCGACAAUUCUACUAGACAGAUGCUAGAUCUCCGUCAACAGAUGGAAGAAAUGACGCAAAGUCUCACUAAUAGUGACAUAGCGGCGACUCCUAACAGCGUUCAGAGUCUUAACUUUGACAACUCCCGCACUCCGACCGCUCCCAUGACUCCCGAGUCGACCACGCCCACGACUCCCGUGCCGCCGAAGGACGUCGAAUUGGAUUUGAAAAUAAAUGAAAUAUCGAAUGUACCGAAAUCGCGACCAGAAUAUCUCAGCAACCUAACGAAACUAGCUAUGAAAAGUGAACUGCCAAAGUAUACCUCGACACCAAAAAUAAUUCCAGAAAGGAACACUGAAGACAUUAAAAUUGAUAAUUUGAAAGGUGUAGUGUUUAAGCCCAAGACGAUCGCGAAAAGAAACCUUAAACCGUUGGAGUUGAAGACAAAUUUGAACAACAUAAAUUUGGACACGAACGACAACGAGAAGGAGGAGGACAGUGACAAGACUCCGGUAGCGGAUGUCGACAAACUGCUCCCUCUGAAGGUUCUGGAAAAAGAUAAAACUCCAACGCUAAACGGCAAAUCUGUCCAGGUGCAAGAUCUGCUCGAGUGGUGCAGCGGCGUGACGCGCGAGUACCGCUCGUGCCCCGUCACCGACCUCACCACGAGCUUCCGCUCCGGGCUGGCCUUCUGCGCCAUCAUCCACCACUUUCGGCCCGAGCUGAUAGACUUCUCGGGGCUGCAGGCGGAGCGCGCGGAGAGCAACGUGCGCACGGCGCUGGACGCCAGCGCGCGCCUCGGCAUCGCGCAGGUGCUCACCGUGGCCGACGUGUGCCGCCCGCCCGCGCCCGACCGCCUCGCCAUAAUGACGUAUCUGUUCCAAUUACGAGCGUACUUCACAGGUAACGAGCUACAAGUGGAACAGCUCGGUAACGAUGAAACGGAGUCCUCAUACAUGGUGGGUCGUCACGACACGGACGAGUCCCUCCCCGCCGAGCUGUUCAGCCGAGAGGUCAGCACGAGGCGCUCCAGGAACAUGGCGGAUAAGCCGAGGCCCGUGUCUCAAGGGUCACAAGAGUCACCCGAUAAGUCUCCGGCCAUCAAGGAGGUUCGCGACAUGCUGCUACAGUCCAAGAACCUGCUGGGGAAGAUGCUGUCGCCGGCCAGGCCCACGACCAGGUGGUUCACGGAGCCGAUCCCAGCCCGACCUGAAAAGUUGAUGACGCGUAAGGAGUUGACGGAUCCUUUCGGCUCCGACGACGAAGACGAGUCGCCUCCGCUCAACAUGAAUGGCGGGACUGACGUCGGAAACGGAGCCAUCGAAAUACAUUCUACAGUCAAUCAAGAACAGAAACCGCAAAUCGAACCAGCCGCAACCGACCCGCUGACUACCCUAACAUCGGAGACGACCGUUGUCAACGGUGGUACCACCGACUCGCAGAAAGCCGUCGAGCUACCCAAACCCACUCCGCAGCUGCUGUCGCGGCACGACGAGCUGAAGGAGCGCGCGAGGCAGCUGCUGGAGGCCACGCGGCGCGAGGCGCGCGAGCGGGACGCGCCGCUCAGCCCCGGGAAGGCGGAGGAGGAGCGGCAGGCCACGCUGCGCGAGCGCGCGCGCAGGCUCAUCGCCGACGCGCGCGCCGGGCUCGUCAGCCCCACGUCGCCGCUGUCGCCGUCCCGCGCGCGCGGCACGCUGGAGAUCAUCAGCAAGCAGUCCGUCAUGGACGAGCUGGCUGCGGCUGGAGUAGAACAGUUAGAAGGUUUGGUUUCAAGACCGGAGUCGAUGCCUUCGAGUCCCGGCUCCAGGAAGAGCGCACCCAGUCCAGAUAGAUCAGAGCGCGCGAGUUGCGAGAGCCGCUCGCCGACGGCGUCGCCGCUGGCCGAGCGGCUGUCUCCCGACGUCGACGCCGAUCCCGACCACCCGCAGCCGGAGUCGGGCUCGUACCUGUCGGGCGAGCUGGCGGCGCUGGAGCGCGAGCAGAGCGCCGUCGACGAGCGAGCCGCCGCGCUCGAGAAGCAGCUGCGCCGCGUCAUGGACGCCGCCGACGACACCGAGGAGGAGGAUCGGUUGAUGUCUCAGUGGUUCAACCUCGUCAACAAGAAGAAUGCGCUGCUGAGGCGGCAGAUGCAACUCAACAUACUCGAGCAAGAGGAGGACCUCAGCCGCCGCUGCGAGCUGCUGGCGCGGGAGCUGCGGCUGUCGCUGGGCGUUGAGGAGUGGAGGAAGACGCCCGGCCAGAAGAGGCGGGAGCGGCUGCUGCUGCAGGAGCUGCUCUCGGCUGUCAACGAAAGAGAUAGACUCGUUCAAGAAAUGGACGAACAGGAAAAGGCGAUAGCGGAAGAUGAUGAAAUCCAGCGUAACUUAUCAAACGUCGAGAUACAAAGGAAAAACAACUGUAUACUGCAGUGAAUACGGACUGAUAUACUUCACAGCGCUUACUCAAUACAGCUUGAACAUUACGGGAACUACGUAACCAUAACGUCACGUGACAUCGGCUGAUGGUCCAUUAGGUCUUAAAACUAUAUUUUCAUAUCAUUCUAUAUGUUUUGUCUCUCUCGCACACCUAUUAAAGAGCGAGACGGCAUGCGUUUUUUAAACUAUAACAUAACGGCCUUACUGUUGUAAGACAGAAAAUACUCAUAAUAUUGUUUCCUAUAAUAAUAUUUAAAUAUUUAAGACUUAGGAAUACGGAAUAAUCCCAGUCGCUCUAACACGGUCCUUAUGCUGUACGACAUAUAGAUGAAAUUUGAAUACGAUGUAUUGUUGGCUUCUAGUACAAGUAAUGUUGGGUCUAAAUGGAGAUCGAUUUAAAUAAAAUCAAAUAAAAUUAUUCAACUUAAUUACAAAUUUAUUUAUUAAUUUAUUGUCUGGUUUGAAGUUAUGAGGCUAGAACAAAAGGUAUUUUAAUGAAAUGUGAUAAUUACAUUUAUUAAAUUAAAAUUAUGUUUGAAUAUAUUACCGUUGUCACGUAGAUCCAACUGACGCGAGCUUUUUUUAGUAUUUUUUUGUUAUUCACCAAAGAUUCCCCACAAAUUUACCCCUCUUGUCAAAUUCUAUUAUUUAACACUACAAAUACCAACAUUUUAAAGUAUUCAAUCAAUUAUUUAGAAGGUGUGUUACAAUACUAAUGUAUUUACUUUCACUAAUUAAUUAUAUAAUACAAUGCUUGUAUUUAAAAAAAAAAUGCUAUACAAAUUUUGAUGAGACUUUUUUUUUGAUACAAUCGUUAUAGUGAGUUUUUGGUUUCGAUAAAACUACAUAUAUAAUUAAAUUAAACUACUUUUGUUUUGAAAUAAAAAAAUUACACUGUUUUUAACUUAAAAUAUUUCUCGUAACCGCUCGGCUCGGUUCAGUCGAUAGACCGCGUGAAUUCUAAUUGAAGGUCGCGGGUUCACUAAGUUUUUUAUUAGUGACGGAAUAAAUUUCCCCCGACGCACUUUCUCCGUUUAAAGUGGAACCGGUCUCAGUCAACCAUCAUACAUAUUUACCGUAAGUUGCUCCGUGUCAAGAGGCAUAUUAAAUAAUAGAAUUUGAUCCUUACAGUCGACUCCGUGGUGAUAAUCGAGUACAAUGCCGUAGAUUAAUUUUUUUAUGUACAAAAAGAUAUUUUUUUACUUAGAUUGUAAACGGAGCGAAAUUUCGUUUAAAUGAAAUGUAAAUAAUAGUCAUGUUUUAGGUUUUAAUUUUUAUUAUUAUUAUUUAUAUCAGUUAGGUUAAAUUCUUGCCGCGACACGACACGUAUCCGUUCUUCGUUCGACGUACAUAUAUUCAGUGACAAUUUAUAUAAUAUUAACGCAUUAAAUACAAAAUUAAUUGAAAUAAAAUUGUACUGAUUAUCGUUUUAACUACAUUCGUUUAUAUAGAAAUUGUAGGAUAUUUUUUUAUUUAUAUAAUUCGCUUCACGGUGAACAUGGGUGCUGGAACGUGACCCGCAAACGAUGUGCAAUGUUUUUGUGUGUAAUUAUUGAGUACACGAUCCGUCUGGCGUUAGGGAAAUGAAUACAGAGAGAACUGUAUGAAAUAAUAUUUUUUGUAUUUAAAUGUUUUAUGUUUUCGCCUUAUUUUUACUAGCAAUGAAAUUAUCAGCGAUGGUAUAUUUUUAAUUCUACGCUUGGAUACUUACUGUAUGUACAUACGUAGAAAUAGUUUUAGCGUGUUUUUACUAUUACGUAUGUCGGAUUAGAUGUUUUAUUUUUGUUUAGUACCAUUAUAUAUGUCAGACGACAACAAACUAAUGAACAACAAAUAUUGUUGUGAUAAACAGCACACGUAUGACAUGAUAUGAUUGUUGUUACGUAGAUAUACGUAACAUUAUAUAAUGUUUUUGUAUUUAUAUAUGAGAACUCAUUUUUGUUGUGACGAUACGACAUACAAAAUAAAAACGAAAUGUCAUUCAUAGGUUUGGCUUCAACAUAUCUGUACUAGUAUUUGAUAACUUGCUUAAUAAUAAGUAGUUAUGAUUUUUUUUUAACUAUUUUUACAUACAACUAUUUUGUAUAACUAUAGAAAUACCUGUGUAAGGUAAAUAGGAUCUCAGUCCAAUCCCAUAAAUAACCGACAGCAAAAAAAGUGUAAUAUGUUAAGUCUUGUGAAAUUAUAGAUUGUGUAAAACGAAUUAGCGACAUUAUUGUAAUUUUUAUUUGGAAAUCGAACUAGUAAAGCAGAGCAAUGUCCGUUUAAAUAUAUUUUAUUUUGUAGAUUGUAAUUCCGAAUAUACUUAUAAAUGGUGCAGAGGUUUCAAUACUCAUAAUUGAAAGAGAUAUUAGGUUAAUACAACGUGAUAUUUUUCAAAAUAUGAUGGUAUAUAUACUAUUUCAAAUGAAUGUAUUUGAUAUAAUGGAAUUUAAAUAACAUUUGAUUUUUAAGACCUUAACCGAAGCCCCGCUUAACUAAUUCGAGAUUGUUAAAGCAAAUGAGUCCUAUCAGUUGAUCUGACGUUGGUCAUUAUCAAAACUCGGCUAUACUUUGAGUUGGAGUAUUGAAGUUUCGACCUGCUUGUAGUCUCACGGUAGAACUCGAUAAUCGAUGGUUUGUAUUCACUCUGUAUCCUAUCGCUAUUUAUUGUAACUAUAACGACUAUGAUAAAAUAAAGUGACAUUGUAAAAUA